AUUACAUACCAACCUAUGUACAAGUGGUUGUAACCAGCGGCUCUGUAUUAGCUUUAACGGCUGCAGGUUUAUUGUUCUAUUUUCAAUGUGAGUUGAUAUAUCCGGCUAGGUUCCCCGAGGGUUCGAGGGUACAUGUAGCAAAACCAUCUGAAUAUGGGAUGAACUAUACGGAAGAAAUAUUAACUACAAAGGAUGGCAUCAAGAUUAGAGCUUAUAUUUGUAUAUUACCUACCGACGCCGUCAAUAGACCUACUAUUUUAUUUUUUCAUGCCAAUGCUGGGAAUAUGGGUCAUCGUUUACCAAUUGCUCAAAAAUUCUUCUUGCAAUUUAAGUGUAAUGUUGUGUUGAUUUCAUAUAGGGGAUACGGGCUGAGCGAGGGGACGCCUAAUGAAAAAGGCCUUCGAAUUGACGCACAAACUUUGUUAGACUUUGUAUUGAAUCACGAGGUAUUGAAGAAAACGAAGUUAGUGGCUUAUGGUCAAUCUCUUGGUGGUGCUGUAUCAAUUGAUUUGGUUUCUAGAAAUGAAGAUAAGUUCAGUGGCAUGAUUUUGGAAAACACAUUCUUAAGUAUCCCAAAAGUAAUACCGCAUGUGAUGCCGGCACUUCGCUAUCUUACCUUUCUUUGUCACCAAAUCUGGCCAUCUGAGAAAUAUAUACAGCAGAUUGCACACACCCCUAUAUUAUUCCUCUCUGGAAAACGAGAUGAAUUAGUUCCGCCAUUUCACAUGAGAACAUUACAUGAUCUGUCGAUAACAAGUGAAGCCAAGAUAUUCAAGGAAUUUGUUUACGGUACUCAUAACGAUACAUGUUUGCAGCCAGAGUAUUUUGACGUUGUUUAUGAAUUUUUAAAGAGAGAGGUUUUGUUAGAGGACGUGACCAGAGAAUGGGUCACUGUCUGA
Molecule: messenger RNA, 899 nt
Organism: Acaulospora morrowiae
Lineage: Eukaryota; Fungi; Glomeromycota; Glomeromycetes; Diversisporales; Acaulosporaceae
Source: the annotation of a GenBank genome assembly